Molecule: messenger RNA, 2539 nt
Organism: Sitodiplosis mosellana (orange wheat blossom midge)
Lineage: Eukaryota; Metazoa; Arthropoda; Insecta; Diptera; Cecidomyiidae
Gene: eIF2Bepsilon
Product: translation initiation factor eIF-2B subunit epsilon
Exons: 8
Coding region: 354-2366 (670 amino acids)
Cellular component (GO): eukaryotic translation initiation factor 2B complex
Molecular function (GO): translation initiation factor activity; translation initiation factor binding; guanyl-nucleotide exchange factor activity
Source: RefSeq, a predicted model, not a curated record
ACAUUCGUUCACAGUUGUACCACCAGCAUAAGAAAAUCAAAACAUUAUUUUACUAUACGAAAACAAUGUUUUCAAUAUCAAGUAUUAACAAAGAAAAUUAUCGAAAUCGUUUACAUGCACAUUUUUAUGUUUUGAAUUUAGUUUAUUUUACGAAAGGAAAAUUAUUUUUGGUCCACGAGUGAAAUCUUAAAUCUACCGGCGAAGCAUUUGACACUUGAAAUGUGAACCAGUCAUUUUGACACAUCGCAACUUGAGUUGCUUUCAAUUGACAUUUCCCAAUCAACCAAAUGUGCAUAUAAGUGAGCUGUGUCUUGUUCAGCAGAAAGGAAAUAUUGACAACACAUAAUAAAAUUAUGAACACGAUGCAAAAAGAGGAAACCAUUCAGGCUGUCCUGAUUGCGGAUGCCUACGACAAAACCCUUCAACCCUUCGUCAACGAAGGAAGUAUCGGACUUUUACCGCUAGUUAACACGCCGAUGAUCGAUUAUGCCCUGGAAGCACUGAACCGUUCAAAAGUUGAGGAAGUUUUUCUAUUCGCAACCAAUUUCGUAGAUGAAAUCAAAGCCCAUAUCAAGAAACGACUCGAUGAAAGAUGUACUUGGUCAAUUCAAAUGACAGUGCAGGUCGUCGGAUCGGAUGGAUGUCAUAGUUUGGGUGAUGCCUUGCGUGAUUUGUACGCAAAGCGGCUGCUUCGCAAGCACUUUAUUCUCUUGAAUGCUGAUACAGUUACCAAUGCCAAUCUGUUUAGCAUUCUUCAAACGCAUAUUAAAAGAUGUGCCUUUGACGAGGGCACCGCAAUGACAGUUGUCUUCAAAAAGUGUGUCCCUGGCAUUUCCACCGGACAAGAGGUAAUCAUUGCGAAUGAUGCUCGAACAAAGCGACUGUUGUUCCAUCAGCGUGUCAGAUCAAAUAAAAAAGCAUCUCGAAAUUGCAUUCUUCCAUUGGAAAUUUUCACCGAAAACUCCGAUGUUGAACUUCGGCAUGAUCUGAGCGAUCCAGAUAUUGCCAUCUGCGCUCCAUCGGUGCUAUCAUUGUUUGCGGAUAACUUUGAUUUUGAAACACGAGAUGAUUUCAUCCGAGGACUUUUAAUCAAUGAAGAGAUUUUGGCCAGCACAAUUUAUGUGUCCGAAUUGCCGAGUGAACAAUAUGCGGCAAAAGUGAAGGAUUGGCAAAUGUACCGAAUUGUAAGUCACGAUAUUAUCAACCGAUGGGCAUAUCCACUCGUGCCUGACAUGGGUAUUUGUAGUUUACAUCAAAACUACAUGUUCUUGCGAAACAAUGUUUACCGAAGUAAAACAGUGCAGCUAGCCAAUAGUGCUAUAGCGCGUGAAAAUGUCGUCAUCAAUGACCACUGUGCAGUCAAAGAAGGCACCGAACUCAUUAACGCGGUUUUCGGAAAAAAUUGUAAAAUCGGACGGAAUUGUGUAUUGGAAAAUGCAUUUGUUUUCGAUAAUGUUGAAAUUGGAGACAAAUGCGUACUCAAAAAUUGCGUAGUUGGCAAGAAUACGAAAAUCCAAGACAAAUCAGCCAUCUCGAAUGGAACUGUCAUUGGACAUGGAUGCGUUAUUCCACCAGAAAGUAUAAUCGCCAAAGAAUUUAUUGUUGCAAAAUCGGGCACCGACGAGUAUGAUGAGGCAACCUAUAAAAAAAUUAGUGAGCAUGCUUACAGUAUGCAGCUUAGCGAGAAUAUGAACGUAGCAAGGGGUGCUGAUGUUGACUCGGACGAUGAAAGUGUUUGUAUUGAACAAAAUAACCUACAUAUGACCGAUAUGACAUACGAAUACGAAAGUAGCAUUUACAGUUCAAGUAGCGAUGGAUCGCAAUCGAAUCGACUCACUCCUGUACCUGACGAUGCCAACAUUUUCCUAACGGAAGUAAUCGAUUCGCUGGAACGUGGUUACAAAGACAAAACCAAGCCAGACUAUUUGAUACUUGAGAUCAAUUCAUCGCGUUACGCUUACAAUAUGUCAUUAUCUGAAGUAAAUUUCUAUGUAGUUAAAGCGUUACUCAACUUGUAUCCAAUUAAAGAAGCCAAUGGCAAUGUUUUGACAGCCUUCAAUCAGAUAUUUGCGCAGCUACAUGGUGUUCUCAAAAACUACAUUCGUGGAAGUGAUGCCAUGAUAGAUUGUUUAAAAGCCAUCGAGGAGAGUUGCCAUCAAAAUGAAACGUUAAAAUCGAAAAUCGCACAAAUCAUUCACUUCCUAUACGACAAGGAGAUUAUAACGGAGGAAAGUAUUUUGUCAUGGCAUAAUGAGCUCGAUGAUGAUAAAGAAUGGAUUCGAAACUCAUUAAUCAAACUCAUUGAAUGGCUGAAUGCGUCAAGUGAAGAAGAAGAAGAAGAGGAAUCUAGUAGCGACGAGAAAUGAACAAGAUUUAAUGGUGUAGAACGGAAAUUUGCGUGCAUAUCUAUCGUUCAGGUCAUGUGGAUAUGUCGGACUUCGUCUGUUUAUAACAGCUUCUUACUUUUUACUGCUAAAUUACUGAAACAAAGAGAAAAAACGAUUCAGAAAUAAAGAAAAAGAAAUGAAUUUAAAAAUCA